This is a messenger RNA of Diuraphis noxia (Russian wheat aphid), 1452 nucleotides long. RefSeq lists its product as uncharacterized. The record is from RefSeq and is a predicted model, not a curated record. NCBI's taxonomy places the organism in Eukaryota, Metazoa, Arthropoda, Insecta, Hemiptera, Aphididae.
UUCGGGACACCUCACUUAUCCGGCCGACGACCACGGUACGAUUGUGUCCAACUGCUGCCUUCACGCCGAACACUGUCAGUGACGUGCCCACACAUACACACCAUCGUCGCCGUUUGAUAUUAUAUAUAUAUAAUAUAUAUCAUACCCACACCGUAUCAUAUUUUAAGCGGCUUUCAACCGCGGUUCGAAUUCAUCACACUAUCGUGACCCGGUGACGACCAACGCACAACAAUUCGAUAAUCUSUUGAGCAUUCCAUCUGCCGUGCGCCCGAAAAUACCAUACUUUUCCGAAAUAAUAUUUCCAAACGUUUAUUUCAAUUUUCACCCGACGUACCCGAACAGUACUCAUUGACGAAAUGGCUCACUCCAGUACACUAAUCGUCGCCUUCGCCUCAGCACUCUGCGUACACACCGUAUUGGCCUACCCGACUUCGAUGGAACGCGUUCCCGGAGACAACAAUUACCUGCCACUUCGAAACACUCCGUCGAGGGAUUUCGAACGCUUCAUCGACACGUUUUGUGACGACGGCAACCAAUGUAAUUCACCGAGAGGUAUGAUGGCCACCGUGGUGCGGGACACCUUGGACCGGUUGAACGGUGGCCACUAUAUGGUGGCCAAACGGAGUAGCUUGGACCGGUUGAACGGCGGCCACACUAUGGUGGCCAAACGGAGUAGCUUGGACCGGUUGAACGGAGGCCACGUGAUGGUUGCCAGACGUAGCAGCCUGGACCGGUUGAACGGUGGCCACGUCAUGGUGGCCAAACGUAGGAGUCUGGACCGGUUGAACGGCGGCCACGUCAUGGUGGCCAAACGUAGUAGUCUGGAUCGAUUGAACGGCGGCCACGUCAUGGUGGCCAAACGUAGCCAGCCGGACCGGUUCAACGAUGGUCUCGCCACAAUCACAGAAAGUUUGGUUCCUGAACAAUUGCAACAACAGCAGGCCCCUAAUUAUCAACGGACAUCAACCCCGUGGCCGGAAAUCGACGACUACUACUUAAAAGAUGGCGAUGACUUAUACAUUAAAGAUUACGACGGCGAUGACUGUUCGGCCUGUGGUUCAUYGGCUAAGGUCUCGUCCUUUUAAUAUUUCUGUCAUACUCUCUCGUCGACGUCCUCGCGUAUAUUAUACACAUGAUUUUAAUAAUAAUCUUAACAGGAGAUUGCACCCGAAUCAACUAAACCAGUAAAAUACACAUAAAAACCAUUAAAAAAAAAAUAUUUAUAAAAACUAUUAUCCACCCCCGUUCACUCGUCUUAUAACCAAAAAUAUUUUUUAAAACACUCAAAUUAAUCAAUAAUUUUUCUGUUUAACAAACUCGAAUAAUAAUUUAAAAUAAAUAAUAAUUGAUAACAAUAGUUGUGUUCUGGAUCCAGCACCCAAAAAAUGAAUAAUUGAUUCGGGUGUAACUCCUUGAUAUUUAAUACAUAAUAGAUAUACAUAUAAUAUAUAG